UAAUCUUGAACAUAUAUAUGUAACAAAUAUCAUAAAAAGAAACUCUCUCCUUUUAUUAUAUAGUAUAUAUUAUAAUUUAUAAAAUUCUUUAAGAAUUAUUACGAUGUUAAAUCAACAAUGUGCAAUAUUAACUGCCAUUGACUCAUAUAUUGAACCACUUUUAAUUCGCGUUCUAUCGACAGAAAAACUUGGGGUUUGUUGUGAGACAAUUAAGAUAGAUUCUUUAUCAUCUAGUUGUGGAAAAGAACAAGGAGAUCGUUUUAAAUUAUCUAUUCCAUAUGCUAAACAAAAUUUAGUGUGGAAUGUGUUUUUUGAUUCACAAUGCCCUGAAAUGGGCCCUGAUUUUAUAUUUAAUGAUAAUAUUUUUUUAGCAGAUAUAGAUGUAGAUACUUUAUCUGUUAAAGUACCUAGUCUUGCUAAAUGGAAUCCCAAUGAUGAAAAUGCAUUAUUGAAUGUUCUUAAAGAACUUUUAUCAUGUUAUAAGGAACAUCAGAUACAAUUAAUUCAAAAACAAACUCGAUUACAAAUAGAAUAUAAUAUGCUCAUGACUUCGCAAGAAAUCAGACAAGAAGAUAUUGAAAUGAUAUUAUUACCAUUUAAUUCUAAGCCAACAGAAGCAAGAUUUUUAAUAAGUUUAUCAGUGGAUCUUUCUCAGUUACAAAUACGUACUUGCAAAUCAGAGAGUGAUGUUGCAAUGCUUCUUGUAACAUUUUCUGGAACAGAUUGGAAUCGUAUUACUUCACAAUUGCAGUUUUCAAAAUCCUUAGAAGGAAUUCUUAGUGAAAUAGUUGAAUUAUAUGUACCUUAUUUUCCAUCUGAUACACAUUUAAUACAUUAUAUAUUAAAAAUAAAAAAAUUUAUAGCAGCAAAGGUAAACUCAGUUAUUCAAAGUUUAGAAAAAAGAAGAGAGUAUAUAGCAGCAUUUUUACUUCUAAAAUAUGAAGCUAUUUUAGAAUUUGAUAGUAUAAAAUAUACUUAUGUAUCAUGUUUACUAUGUGAAAAUGACUUCUAUGCAGUAUUAUAUAUUCAUCUUCCAUUAGGAUUUCCUCGAGAACCACCUACUAUUGAAUUAUGUUCAAUAUAUCAUAUAACAUCACAGGAUACUGUUUAUAGAGAAAAAGUAAAAAACUAUCCUUAUGAAUUCAUAUGGACACCACGUGUUAUGAUUAAGCGAUUACUUACAUUUAUUCAACGAAAUGUAGAAACAUUUAAAUCCAAUUCUAUUAAAAAUUGUUCUGCAAUUCAUGGUUAAUUUAUUAAAUAAUAUAAAUUAUUACAAUUAUUUAUAAGUCUCUUAUUGUACAUAUUCAAGAUUAUUCUUUUUUGCAUAAAUGUAUAUUAAAAUAACGAUAAAUAAAAUACUACAGAUAGGAAAA
Messenger RNA from Apis laboriosa (Himalayan honeybee), 1376 nucleotides. RefSeq names its product BRISC and BRCA1-A complex member 2-like. Gene Ontology annotation, cellular component: BRISC complex; BRCA1-A complex. Gene Ontology annotation, biological process: double-strand break repair. Lineage: Eukaryota; Metazoa; Arthropoda; Insecta; Hymenoptera; Apidae. The transcript is spliced from 4 exons. The record is from RefSeq and is a predicted model, not a curated record. The coding region runs from base 104 to 1252 and encodes 382 amino acids.